AUGAACAUGUUGGAAGUAGAAGACGACAGCUUUCACGUCACACGUGAAGGCUACUCCCAUCUGAGUGACUCAGAAUGGGAGGUAGUCGGCCACAUGAGUGUGCUCAUGGGCGAACCCGCCAUCAGUGGUAUGUUGGAGUCUCUAAGCAGAGACCAGCAACAUGCUGCUAUCAACAAGUUCCUACAAGGGGAACUUGCCGUCGAACGACAGAAGAUAGCCUUGCUACAGCAGCAAGGCUCUCAUCAGUCGAUGGGCGGACCAACGCACAUGCACGGCCACUUCAGGGCCCGUCUCAUCGAGGGUGACGAGGUGCAAGUCACCUUCGCCCUGUCAAAUUUGACGGGACGAGCAAAGACUAGGGCCUCAGGGCUCAAGCAUCACGAGCCAGGCGUGUUUGAGUCGUUGAAGAUCUUGAAGUCUCGGCUAAAAGAGACGUUUGAGCCGCCGAGAGCCGAGUCCAGAGCACACUCUGCACUCUUGAGGCUAAAGAAAGGUAAGCGUGACGUGCACGCUUACGCACAGCACCUGCGCUACCUUGCAAGUAGCGUUACGGAGAGCCCUGUUAAUGAGCACACGCUCAUUAACGUGUUCAUCUACGGCCUUGUGGAUGGGCCGGUGAAGACCAACAUGUUCCGAGAGGACUUCUAUACGCUGGAAAAGGCGAUAACGUAUGCGGAACAAGAAGACUUCAGCCUGAGACAGUCUCAGGAUGACUCGUCAAACUAUCGUCCGACGAGACGACAGGAAACAGGAGGUCCCGACCCAAUGGACCUCUGUUACAUCGAGAGCGAUAACGCUCGCUCUCUGAGUCACAAGCGAACGACAAGAUGCCAUCGCUGUCAGAUGAUUGGACGCUACGCUCAUGAGUGUAGUGUCCCAAGCACCGCAUCACGUCCAAAGACAGGACGUGAUGACCGCCGUUGA
Peronospora matthiolae is the source of this 924-nucleotide messenger RNA. NCBI's taxonomy places the organism in Eukaryota, Oomycota, Peronosporomycetes, Peronosporales, Peronosporaceae. The record is from the annotation of a GenBank genome assembly.